This is a messenger RNA of Topomyia yanbarensis, 1969 nucleotides long. Its product is annotated as transcription factor grauzone-like. Gene Ontology annotation, molecular function: RNA polymerase II cis-regulatory region sequence-specific DNA binding; zinc ion binding; DNA-binding transcription factor activity, RNA polymerase II-specific. Gene Ontology annotation, cellular component: nucleus. The coding region runs from base 429 to 1958 and encodes 509 amino acids. Lineage: Eukaryota; Metazoa; Arthropoda; Insecta; Diptera; Culicidae. The transcript has 3 exons. Gene Ontology annotation, biological process: regulation of DNA-templated transcription. The record is from RefSeq and is a predicted model, not a curated record.
CGCGCUCAUUCUCAGUGCUAUGAUCAAGUCGAGUUCGACUCCGUACUCCACCAGGCUUGGUUCCUCCUCAAGAGACCGACGGUCAACGUUCCGAUUGACAUUUCUGUGUGGAAUCUUUCAAAGUUGUCGAUGGUGAACUGUGCCGCUGAUUUGGCCAAAAAUUCUAUUCAAUGUUCCAACUGUGCGUAAUAGAGAGUGCCUUUCAAGAAAUUUAUUUCCUAAUCCGUCGUGUAGCCCCUCGAUUCAAUCGUGUUUGUAAACAUGCUGGAGGUAAAUAGGAUACAAAAUUUUCAUUGAAUCCCAAUUUUUAAAACGCGACGUUCUUCAUCGAUUGAUUUUAUCAGAUCCUGAUAUGUUCAAAGUAAAUUGGUUUGAGGUGAUCGGUAGAAAGUGAGUAUAAUUUGCAGGGUUCGAGCUAAGGAAAAAAUAUGGAAGGGUCAACGACCCAAGAGGCAAAACCGGCGGAGUUAUCCGCAAACUGUUUCACCUGCUUCCGCCGUCCGCAAGAUGCUUUAUCCAUAACGAAGGACCACAACGUUAGCGACUUGCUGAUGAAACAUUUCUGGUUCCAAUUACAAGAUUUCAACGACGAUCAAAUUAUAUGCCAUUCAUGCUGGGAUCAACUAAAGUGUUUUCACAGCUUCUACUGUCUGGUGCAGCACAACUACGAGUUACUUAAGAAUCCGGCAACGGUCCGAAUCAAGCAAGAACCAAGUGAGUUGGAAGUUUCAUCGCAUCUGGUGGAGGUUGAGCUGAAAUCUUUUCCACCCAGCGAAGCAGAAGAGUUCAAACCAGAAUGUAUAUCCGAUGAUGAACAGGCCACGGAUUGCUCCAUCAAGUCCGAACCGCUGGCAGAUUCUUCAUCGGAAAAAUCGCCAACGAUAUCAGCAGCCGCUAAACCGAAGCGGAAGUAUACUAGAAGGAAAAAUGUCGAAGAACGAAAGCAACCGAAACCAAUCAACUAUCAGAUUAAAACCGCCGAACAACUGGCGGAGGAAGACGAGAUCAUUAGGACCCAUGUGCGAUAUAUUUGCGAAACAUGUGGCACUGAUUGCCCAUCAUUCAACAAUUUCCUUAAACACGUUAUGGAUCAUCACGGAGCAAAAGGUUUUAUUGUUUGCUGUGGCCGUCGUUACUACAAGAAGGUUCGCCUGCUAGAGCAUGUCCAGCAGCUAGAGAAUCCGGAGUUAUUCAAAUGCGAUAUAUGUUUCAAAAGUUUCAUUAACAGUCUAGGGAUUCGAAGACACAAACAGGAAAUGCACCUGCCGGAUGAGUUGCGUAUCUAUGGCUGCGAGCGAUGUCCUAAGCGAUUCGCCAAGCAGAGCCAGCUAGCGGCUCAUUUGAAAGGGCACGAAAAUCUGGAUAAUGCUACGGCCAAGUGUGAAGUUUGUGGGAAAACCUUUCCAUCGGAAGCUCUACUUAAGACUCACGUCAAAAUCCGACACACGCGUCCCACUGACUUCAUAUGCGAUGUGUGCGCUAAAGGGUUCUAUUCUAAGGCGGAAUUUUUGCGCCACAAGAAGCAGCAUGACCUAAGCCCGGCCGAGCUUCGCGUGCAGUGUGACGUCUGUCAGCAGUGGUUGAAGAACCGGGUCAGCUGGCGGAAGCACUACAUUCGCCACUCGCAGGGUCCGACGACGUGCGAUUUGUGUGGUCAUGUUUCACCGAACAAGUCCGCCUUGGCCGGACACAAACGGCACCGACAUCGAGAGAGCAUCCAUACCUGCCAGGAGUGCGGUAAGGAAUUUCGGCGGGCGAUCAAUCUGCGAGAGCACAUGGCUUCGCACACCGGAGAGGCACUGUAUUCGUGUAGUUUUUGCGAGCGAACGUUCAACUCCAAUGCGAAUAUGUUCUCCCAUCGGAAGAAGAUGCAUCCUCAGGAGUGGCUGGAGAUGAAAAGUGCUCAGCGGGUGGCUCAUCAAGGGGUAUCGGCGGUAGGAGGGUCGAAAGCAGAAUAACUUCCUCGGUU